This is a messenger RNA of Oppia nitens, 631 nucleotides long. It is a transcript of the gene Alg14, whose product is annotated as UDP-N-acetylglucosamine transferase subunit ALG14 homolog. The transcript has a single exon. Gene Ontology annotation, biological process: dolichol-linked oligosaccharide biosynthetic process. Bases 47 to 631 code for a protein of 194 amino acids. Gene Ontology annotation, cellular component: UDP-N-acetylglucosamine transferase complex. The record is from RefSeq and is a predicted model, not a curated record. NCBI's taxonomy places the organism in Eukaryota, Metazoa, Arthropoda, Arachnida, Sarcoptiformes, Oppiidae.
UUUGAUUGUAUGGUUUGCAGUGUUAGUGUUUCUACUAUUAAUAGCAAUGAAAGCAAUGAUUUUGUUAUUAACUAAGUUUUGCAUUAUUGGUGCCAAACAUGGAUUUGUAUCAGUGAUGGCUGUUAUGGGAAGCGGUGGACACACUCAGGAAAUGAUGGCACUGUUGUCUCAUUUAAAUGUUGGAAAAUCUAAUGGCAAAUACAGUCCAAUUACAUUAAUUGUGGCCAAUAAUGAUAUGUUAAGUGUUGAAAAAGUGACAAAAUUGAGACAAACAUUACCAGACUGUGAGGUGAAGACAAUUACAAGAAGUCGUUCAGUGGGACAAAGUUAUAUUACAUCAUUGAUUACCACAUUUAUAUCGUUAAUACAGUCAAUGAUAAUUGUGAUAACAGUUAGGCCACAACUGUUGAUUUGUAACGGACCGGGAGUUUGUUUGCCCAUAUGUUUGGCCGCAACACUAUUGCCAACAAAUGUUUGCAUUGUAUUUGUCGAGAGUUUCUGUAGGACUGAAUGUCUGUCCCUUUCGGGCAAAAUUCUCUACUAUUUAGCCAUUUGUGACCACUUUCUGGUUCAAUGGCCACAACUUCAGCGUAAAUAUCAACGAUCAACAUAUUUAGGACUUUUAGUGUAA